This is a messenger RNA of Ananas comosus (pineapple), 1918 nucleotides long. RefSeq lists its product as uncharacterized. Gene Ontology annotation, biological process: response to red or far red light; negative gravitropism. The coding region runs from base 1 to 1365 and encodes 454 amino acids. The transcript has a single exon. The record is from RefSeq and is a predicted model, not a curated record. Lineage: Eukaryota; Viridiplantae; Streptophyta; Magnoliopsida; Poales; Bromeliaceae.
AUGGCCAUGGAAACGUUGCGCCCAACCCCUCCCACUCACCUCGCCUCCAUUAAAAGAACCUUCACCAAGCUCCUCCGCCUCCGCCGCUCCUCCGCCGCCGAUGAAGACGACGCCUCCUCCACCAUUAGCGCAAAGCUCAAGCUCUACGACGACGAGCUCGAGAGGAAGACGAAGACGAAGAAGAAGAAGAAGAAGAAGCUCCCACCGUUAAUGGCGGAGAGGGACGAGGCGGAGUCCCUCCUCGCGGCGCUUUUCGCGAGCGUCUCCGCUAUCAAAGCCGCCUACGCGCGGCUCCAGCUCGCGGAGUCGCCCUACGACCCCGACGCGAUCCACGCCGCGGACCGCGCAGUGGUCGCCGAGCUCGUGCGCCUCUCCAAUCUCAAGCGCUCCUACCGCAGGGACCUCCCCCGACCACGCCCCGAUCCCUCCGCCGCCGAGAUCGAGGAGCGGCGCCACCUCAUCGCCACCUACGAGGUCACCCUCCGAGCCAUGGAGAGCGAGAUCGAGCUCAAGGACGCCGAGAUGGGCUCCCUCAGCUCCGAUCUCCUCGGAUCGGAGAAGCUUUGCGGAGCCCUAGAGGCGCGGCUCCGCCACGGGCGCUCGAUCUCCGCCCUCGACGGCCUCCACCUCUCCGGCCUAAACCCUAGCCACUUCCGCACCGCCCUUCGCUACACCCUCAGGUCCAUCCGAUCCUUCGCGAAAUCCAUGGCGACGAAGAUGGAAUCCGCGGGGUGGGACCUCGACGCCGCCGCGGCCGCCGCUGCCGACGUGCGGCUCCGAAACCCUAGCCACCGCGCCCUCGCCUUCGAAUCCUUCGUCUGCCGCGUGAUGUUCUCCGGCUUCCACCGCCGCGGCUUCGAUCUCCUCCGAUCCGAGUGGGAUCGCGCCCGCUUCUUCCGCGAGUUCGGGGAGAUCAACUCCUCAACGCCGAAUCGUGCGCUCGACGAGAGGACCUCGCGAUCGCCCCUUGGGCAGUUCUACAAGGCGAAGUACCUAGGGUUAGUGCACCCGAAGAUGGAGGCCUCUUUCUCUAAGGGGAUGGAUCAGAGGGAGAUGAUGAAGUCGGAGUUCUUCGCCGAGUUCGCAGAGAUGGCGAGGAGGGUGUGGCUCCUCCAUUGCCUCUUCUUCUCCUUCGACAGGGAAGGAGAGUGCGCGGAGGUGGGGUCGAUCUUUAGGGUUAGGAGGGGUGAGAGGUUCUCAGAGGUGUACAUGGAGAGCGUCGCGGAGGAGGAGGACGACGACGACGGCGAAGGAGAGGAGGGGAGGUGGCCCACCGUGGGGUUCACGGUGGUCCCGGGGUUCAUGAUCGGGCGGACCGUUAUACAGUGUAAGGUCUACCUACAGUAUCGAAUCGGACGGUUGUGAUUGGAAGCACACGGGGCAUCGAACGGCAACGAUACGUCUGUGGAAGCAAAGCAACUGGUAUGUAAUGUAAGGUCCAAAUCCAAUUGCGUUGGUCCCAACAGCCUGAGUUAUGGGUGUAAACAAGCCAAGCUCAAGCGAGCUGAUGCGAGAUCGCAAGGUUCGAUCUCGAGCUAAGAGCUUAGCUCGUCAAACUUUUGAAUCAACUCGAGCUCAGCUUGUUGGCUCGUUGGCUCUGUCAAGCCUCCGGUUUCAGGGGUUUGGAACGAGCCAACAUUGAGACAUAUGCUGGUGCGUCUAAGUCAGAUUUGGAUCAACUGGGCCGAUCUGAACCUACUUCCUGUCGCCAUCCCUAGCUAAGAAGUGUGUAUGAUGAUGGAUAGCACCGUAACACAGUACAAUGAUAUAUUUAACCUCUAUUCCUUCAUAUAAUAUUCUUUUUAGUAUGUUAUCUAUGUUGAGAAAUUCUAGCUUUCAAGGGAGAGUUCUUGAGAUGAUUUUAUUAAGAUAAGCUUUUGUAAUCAGAGAACUCAAAUCAAACAGUGCUUGUGCGGAA